Papaver somniferum (opium poppy) is the source of this 381-nucleotide messenger RNA. Its product is annotated as copper transporter 1-like. The record is from RefSeq and is a predicted model, not a curated record. Gene Ontology annotation, biological process: copper ion transmembrane transport; intracellular copper ion homeostasis. Gene Ontology annotation, cellular component: plasma membrane. The transcript has 2 exons. Gene Ontology annotation, molecular function: copper ion transmembrane transporter activity. Bases 1 to 381 code for a protein of 126 amino acids. Lineage: Eukaryota; Viridiplantae; Streptophyta; Magnoliopsida; Ranunculales; Papaveraceae.
AUGAAUUCUAGAUUGGUAGGCGAUGUGGUACUAUUUAACAAUGUUUUAUUCAAUGAUUGGCCAGGGAAUAGUACUGGUAUGUACGUUUUGUCUUUGGUUGUGGUGUUUGUACUGUCAUUGCUUGUAGAAUGGCUUGGCAAUUGUUCAAUCGUUAGAGCUGAUUCUGCUCAUGCUGCUGCUGGAAUUGUGAGGAGUAUAGUUCAUACAGUUAGGGUUGGAUUAGCUUACUUGGUUAUGCUUGGUGUUAUGUCUUUUAAUGGUGGUAUUUUCAUUGUUGCUUUUCUUGGACAUGGUUUAGGGUAUUUUGCAUUUGGUUCGCAGGUUUUUAUCAAGACUGAUAAUAAGAAUAAAACUACUCCUGAUUCGAUUUGUGCAGCAUGA